AUGACAACAAUAAGAAUCAACAUUAUUAUGUUGCCUGUUAUUAGCAUUACUAUGCCAGUGAAAAAGGUUCGAUUCUUCCUGUGCUCCAAGUAGGCGCAGACGCUCUCCAAAAAACAAAAGUCUGGUUUCCCGUCUUAUUAUUUAGGCGUUGUGAUAGUUGUGGAGUGUGUCAACUUGAAAAAAGAAAUACUCGGCAAUUCCCCGCCAUAAGGCAGGUUACAAAACAAUAUUAACAGUGUAGCUGUCGGCAAUAUUCUGUUCAAAGCCAAUCGAACAACGGACAAUUCUGUGAGUACCUAUAACCAGUAGGAAUUCACUUGCGUUUGGAUCUACGAGCAUAUGCCAUUAGUGCUUAAAGCGGGAACGGCCAUUUAAAAAGAUGGAGGACAUGAGCUUUAGUUUCGAUACGGCUCAUGAUGACAAUUGUCCCACAAAGCGACAAAAGACAGUAACGCCUACACGAGCCAAGCGUGGCGGGCCCGUCGGUAGUCGACUAGUUAUAUACGACUGGCCUGUGGAUGAUCUCAAAACCCUCUGCAGACGUAUGCAAGAGGCCAGCUUGCGGCUACAGCGUCUAGCAACAACCCCGUAUGGUAAGGCUGAAGCUCGUCUGGACUGGAAUGAGGUGGCUUUCAAUGGACGAAGUAACGAGGAGUGCCGCAUUAAAUGGCAACAACUUUCAGCUAACGUGAGGAACUUUCGUACACUGUCAGAAAUGCUUACGGACACGGAGCGGUGGCUGGAGUCGAAUCCCCGUAAAGCGAAACAAGCCUUCACAGAUCAUCCGGACAAGCCAACAAAACCGGCUUCAAUUUUUAUACGCUAUAUGACGACACAGAUUCCUAAAAUGAAACUUAAAUAUCCAUCUAUGGCACAUAGAGACAUUGUACGGAAAAUCGGUGAAAUGUACAAAACAGUACCACCAGCGAAAAUUGAAGAGAUGAAGGCUGAAUAUCAACGGGAAAGUGAAGACUAUGUGGCCCGUUUGGAGAAAUUCUACGCUGAGCACCCAGAAGCAGCUCCAUAUUCGCGGCCGGUAAACAGCAGUCUGGGUGGCAGCAGAUCCGGUACCGGAACCGGGUUUAUGCACUUCGUCGAAGAGAAAAUCAAGGAUCCGAAAUUCGCUAAUGCGACCAAAGACGAAUUACGAGAAAAAUGGGCAAAGCUGAAAGAUAGGAAAAAAAUUUUGUACAUCGAAGCUGCUCUCGACGCUCACCGGCUACAAGAAAGUCAAAAUUCAACUCUCAUGCCAAAAACGACAUGUGAUGUGUUAAGUAAAGAUGAACGCGAACUCUACGACCGCUUCCUGGGCAAACCAACACGACCACCCCCAACGGGUUUUGCACUCUUUAAGUCUAUCGCCUCGGUUGAGCUGAAAGGUCUCAACACCGCCGAACGAAACAAGGAGUAUCACAAUCGGUGGUCGAUGAUGUCGCGAGCCGAACAGAAUAAAUUUAAUAAUGAGAUCAAGCUAAUGAAACAGGCAUUUGACAAUGACAUGGCUGAAUACCUAAAAAAACUCAAGCAUCGGGAGCAACUUCUUAUCGAAAACGGCCCCGGAAGUUGUCUUUGGAUGCCAGAAGCACAGAGGAAUGGACAAGUAGAACUCGAUACCCCAAAAUCACAAUCGACAUUAGGAUCGGGGACGUCGUCCACGAAGGAGUCGCCUACAAAACAAAAUUUGCCCUUAAAAAGAAAGGAAGCAGCCUUUGAUGAGAGUGAGGGGGAUGCUGAAAGCGCUUUGGCCCCAUCUAAAUCUAAACAAAAGUCUAACCCAAGAACUUCAACGUCUCCUAUCAAGAUAGCUUCACCAGAAAAGAUCACCCAAGCCUCGACAAAGAUCACGGCUUUAAAGUGCUAUCAGGAGAGUGAAUUAGCAAAUUGGCGCGAGAUCAACCCCGGCUUAUCAGAUAAAAAACUGCUAAGAUCGAUCACGGCCGCCUUUGAGGAGUUGUCCGACAAAAAGAAGGCUAAAUGGGCUCGAAAAGCAGAGAAGAUGUCACAGAAAAUGAUCACCACUGACGAUCAAACCGAAUGAAAUUAUCAGUUAGAUAUUUAAAGUCUAGACAGUAAAUGUGGUCUUUGAAAGACUAUGUUGUUUUUUGCUUCAAAAAAAAAUGCAGAAAAAUAGGCCACGAUCAUCCGCAGGGGAGGUCAAGAUCCCCCCUCUCUAGAUGUUUGCAAGCAAUGCAGUCGUUGUGUUGCUACUACUUGUAAGUAGGCUUAUGAAUUGGCAUAGGUACGUUUUCGUCAGUGUUAGUUAAUUGACUAAUUAAAUCUACUAUACAUUUACCUGUAUAUGAGUGAAUGAGUACGUAAGUUCAAAAAGACCGUACGUAAAAAAUCUGAAUGAAAAGAUGCUUGAAACCAGCGUGUGCGACUGUUGUAUAUGCGAUACGAAACCCAUACUUGUCCCACACCUCCAUAGAUUAAACAUUGAUUUCAUGUUUAGCCUUGCCAUAUUAUGUGACCUAUUUAUACGAAAAAAAUCCACUCAACAGUGCAUCACCCAUUAUACCGCAUCAAGGCUAGUUUUUUAGUAUUGCUGAUCGUAUUCAUUGCUCAGUUGCAGUAAUCUAUUCACCAGUGGUGUCAGAUUCGUUCAGAGUUAAAAGUUAAGUGAAUUUGGUGAUAUAAUUUUUGUUCUAUCAAGAGUAACUGACGGGUGCUGUCCUAUUUGCUUUCUGAAUAUGGUAUUUGCCUGAACAAGCUUUAGGCGCUCACUGAGCAUGGGUCGCUUAUCUACAUCGUGGUAGAUUGGUACCUUAAAGCUGAAAUUAUAGGACACACGAUUAAGAGUACUUGACUAAUCCAUCUAUGUAUUUUUUUUUCAUAGAAUACUCAAUUCGUAUAUGGCUUGGGUUUAUCUAGGGUAAUGAAAUGGAUUGACACUACCUGCUUGUCAGGACUCAUUAGUUUUUGGUAUUGAGGUUGAGUAUAACGUAAAUGUCGGAAAUUUCCAUUUUGGUUACGGCAAAAUCGACAUUUAUUUUUUAUUAAAUAGGACAAGAUACUUUCGAAAUAUUUGAUAGAAUAAUGAUUUUUUGUGUUUACGAUGGAAUAGGUAUUUGAUUGAAAUUCGCAAAUGUUAGAGAUUAUGUAACGUGUGUUCUUCUUAGAUCCAUAAAUAUCUAGCUAUGCGAUUUGAAAAUCUGUAUACAACAAGCAAUCAAUGAAGAAACAAGUGAUUAAAAAAAUAAAUUGAACUGUAUUAUACAAACCGAGUGAAGUUCCGUCAUCAAUGUAAUGAAUACUACCACCGAACAUCGAUACAAAAAGACUACCGUGGAUUAGCAUCUAUUCCAAGCAGGCUGUCGAUGUUUAUUUAACUAAUUUCAUUCAUCGAUGUUACACCCAACCCAAAGUAUGCGCUAACAGCCUGCAGAGCUCGACUUCGAAAUAGCCGAUACAAGCUCAAAAAUUUUAUUUCACAUAUUUAUAAAGAAUGAUAAUAAAAUAGUUUUUGUUUAUGUAAAUUUAAUAAUAGCGAUAUUGCUACGGCAGACAGGUCAGCGCAGCUGUCGUGAAAUUUGAACGACAGCUUAACAAUGGAAUCAAAUCUUGUAAAAAGCUGAGGUAACGCAGUGGAUGUAUUUAUCCGUUAAACUUAAGAACACAAGGUGAUCUAGAUUUAGACCCGGGCGUAGGCAGAUUUCGUUUUGCCCUGCCAGAAGCCAGCAAGUACUAGUACUGCUUAAUAGCUCAAGUACCAGACGCAAAACACAACAGAAGAAGAACUUACGUUGGGGGCUUUCCAUCGUUCUGCGCAGAUAAUAUCGUCUGCCACCUCGGCGGUCUGUUUGAAUAUCUGCCCUUUCUCUCCAAGCAAACAAACAAGUACAA
Messenger RNA from Varroa destructor (honeybee mite), 3843 nucleotides. Its product is annotated as nucleolar transcription factor 1-A-like. The record is from RefSeq and is a predicted model, not a curated record. NCBI's taxonomy places the organism in Eukaryota, Metazoa, Arthropoda, Arachnida, Mesostigmata, Varroidae.